Otolemur garnettii (small-eared galago) is the source of this 898-nucleotide messenger RNA. RefSeq names its product synapse differentiation inducing 1 (gene SYNDIG1). The transcript has 3 exons. The record is from RefSeq and is a predicted model, not a curated record. Lineage: Eukaryota; Metazoa; Chordata; Mammalia; Primates; Galagidae. Gene Ontology annotation, biological process: synaptic vesicle clustering; positive regulation of synapse assembly. Gene Ontology annotation, cellular component: postsynaptic density membrane; excitatory synapse; intracellular membrane-bounded organelle. Bases 78 to 854 code for a protein of 258 amino acids.
AGGAGAAAUGGGCCUCCUGAGGACAGUGUGACGUGUAAGUCUGGCCACCAACCUGCCACCAGCCUGGGAGGAGGACCAUGGAUGGCAUCAUUGAGCAGAAGAGCACACUGGUGCACAGUAAAAUCAGCGAUGCUGGCAAGAGAAACGGCUUAAUUAACACUAGAAACUUCAUGGCCGAGAGUAGGGAUGGGCUGGUGUCCGUUUACCCAGCUCCCCAGUACCAGAGCCGCCGUGUGGUGGCCAGCACUGUGCCACCCAUCCUGGACAGUGGCAGGAAUGAGCCCGCACAGCAGUUGCUGGACCCCAACACCCUGCAACAGUCAGUGCAGCCCCACUCCCGGGCCAACAUCAUCCUGUACUCAGAGGGCCUGCUGCGCUCCUGGGGCGAUGGUGUGGCUGGUGAUUGCUGUGAGACAACAUUCAUCGAGGACCGGUCCCCCACCAAAGACAGCCUGGAGUACCCUGAUGGGAAGUUCAUUGACCUCUCUACUGAUGACAUCAAAAUCCACACGUUGUCCUAUGAUGUGGAGGAGGAGGAUGAAUUCCAAGAGCUGGAGAGCGACUACUCCAGUGACACUGAGAGUGAGGACAACUUCCUCAUGAUGCCGCCUCGGGACCAUCUGGGCCUCAGCGUCUUCUCCAUGCUCUGCUGCUUCUGGCCUCUGGGCAUCGCUGCCUUCUACUUGUCCCAUGAGACUAACAAAGCCGUGGCCAAGGGGGACUUGCACCAGGCCAGCACCAGCUCCCGGAGGGCCCUGUUCCUGGCCGUGCUGUCCAUCACCAUCGGGACUGGCGUCUAUGUGGGCGUGGCCGUGGCCCUCAUCGCCUACCUCUCCAAGAACAACCACCUGUGAGCUUCCUGCAGGCAUAGGACAGAGGCACAGCCAGAUCUGCGGGG